This is a messenger RNA of Rhizopus microsporus ATCC 52813, 1009 nucleotides long. RefSeq lists its product as uncharacterized. The record is from RefSeq and is a predicted model, not a curated record. Bases 118 to 675 code for a protein of 185 amino acids. The transcript is spliced from 3 exons. Lineage: Eukaryota; Fungi; Mucoromycota; Mucoromycetes; Mucorales; Rhizopodaceae.
GUUAAAGUAAGCCCGUUCUUCAGGUUUCUAUUGGCUUAUUUUUCCGUCUGAUAAAAACACGAGCAUGGGCCCUUCCUAUUUUGUUACUUUUUCUUUUUCUUUCUUUGAACAAAAAUUAUGCAUGCCUUCCUCCUUCAAAGUGUCAGAAGGCAAAAGGUAAUAAAUCAGUCCUUUUCAAAAUAUACCUCUUGCUGUCAUGUCAAAAAGGCACCCGAGCCAAAGAUGACCAGCCUUUCGUUUUGGCAGGAUCCACUUGUUUGGCAACGUACAAGGGUGAACACGUUAAGAUGCUUGAUCGGUUGUACAACAGGGGAUUUUGCUACAAUGUGGUAUCUACAGAUGCAUCAUCCUACACUAUCACCGGCUAUAACGACAGCCGCAUCAAUGAUAGCGGGUAUAUCCACCUCUUUAGCCUUAGAAACUGUUUUACUACAGCGUACGAUGAAAGUGCCUUAUCCAGCGGCAUUCAAAACGGCAAUGGGCAUGAGCUUUGUUUCUAUGCUUGCUAUGGAACUGACAGAGAAUGUGGUUGAUUGGCACCUGAUGGGUGGCCAAGUUGUAUUGAAUGAUCCCAAGUUUUGGAUGGCAGCUGCUGUAAGUGCAGCAGCAGGAUAUGUUGUUCCAUUACCUUACAACUAUUGGAGACUAAAGGCACUUGGUAAAUCAUGUCAUUAAUAAAGAUGAGAAUAUGUGUAGGUUUUAUUUACUAUAAUACAUGAAUAUGAUAUACAAAUACAUAAAUAUGAAAAAGAAGGAGGGGGGGGGGGGGGGGGGUAUACGAUGGAUAACUUAAUGUUGAUAUAAUUGAUGAUGAUUUGCAAGGUUACCAAGAGAAUGGAAUUUCCUAUGACAGGUCUUGCAUCGAACAACCGAUGAUCUACAACGGUUUAUGGCUUGUUGUGUAUAAGUAGACUGUACAGUAGCUAAUGUCAUUAAAUUCUCUUGAGCUUCAUCUAAUGGCCAAUCGUUAUAUUUGAUGUUAUUAGAAGGAAUUGAUGCCAGCAUUUAG